Gigantopelta aegis is the source of this 9800-nucleotide messenger RNA. RefSeq names its product constitutive coactivator of PPAR-gamma-like protein 1. Gene Ontology annotation, cellular component: nucleus. NCBI's taxonomy places the organism in Eukaryota, Metazoa, Mollusca, Gastropoda, Neomphalida, Peltospiridae. The transcript has 16 exons. The record is from RefSeq and is a predicted model, not a curated record. The coding region runs from base 163 to 3147 and encodes 994 amino acids.
GUGACCAACGAGCAGCUUUCCUCUGACGGCGAGAAGCACAUGGCGGAUUUUCGGAGAUAAAGGACAUCUAUUUUUUGAGAAAUUACUCCCCAUUACUGACUUUUGCCCAAUGAUGCACUGCCAUUUUAUUAUGCAUUAGUUUCAAAAAUAUAAUCAGCUAAAAUGGGCAUUACUGAUUUCCAGGAUUUCCUGGAAAAUAACUGUUCAAGCGCAUGUGUAUCUGUAGACUUGCUAAAAAUUGCACGAGGGUUUGUUCCAAAAAGGCGUGUCCGCUACAGCGGUUCGGGCCGAUUUUGUUUAGUUGUAGAUGCAGAAAGUUGUUUAGAUAGAUUAUACGGAGGUUUCUUUUCGGAUUGGGUCUGCGGUGGGCAAUGGAACCGUAUGACUGCGUUUCUUACCAGCCUAAUUCAGGCCUGUCACAAUGCAAACAUGGAGCUUGUCAUUUUCUUCAAUGGUUGCCUGGAAAGCCAGAAACUGCCAGACUGGCUUGCAGAGCAGAUGAACCAGAAAGAAAAGGUGCGAUCAGUUUUGCGACACAUAAGCAACAAAGGCACACCUCCACCAAAAGUAUGGUGGUCCCACCCAGUAUUUUUGACGGGAGCCUUGAAAAUGGCUCUAAGACACUUGGGGGUAUCAGUCGCAUGUUCUAUGGAUGAUCAUCACCAAGAAGUAAUCGGCUUCUGCCGUGAGCACAAUCUGCAGGGCAUCAUUGCCCAAGAAUCUGUAUAUACCAUAUUUGACCCACCUCGUUACUUUUCGUCAAAUAACCUGAAGCUGACCUACAAAGGUUCGCUCGAGACCAAAGAAUACAUCAUGGAUGAAAUUGCCAAAUGCCUCAACCUGAAUCCAAAUAGAUUCUGCAUUUUUGCAGCACUAUUGGGAAAUCACAUUCUCUCUGACGAUGAUUUACGAGACUUCCGCAGCAACCUUCCUCCACUGCCAAAUGGAAAUCAACAUACUAAGCGUCGUGAUGCAAAGUUAGAUGCCGCCACCAUCAAGGCCACUGUGGACUUUGUCCGGAAUCUCCCAGCAACAGAUAAUCUGGAUUCCGUUGGCGAAAUUGUUUUCAAGACAGUCCGAAAUAACAAGCCUGAGUUGAUUCAACGCUUUAAGCAGAGUGUGCAGUAUUACUUGAAUGGAACUCAAGAAGGCUUCCUCAAAUACAGACCCAGGCUCAAUAUUCCUGGAUCUCCAAGACAACCAGGUGGUUACCCUGGACCAAUCAAUGGGCAUGCUGGCCAAAUGCAGGAAACAUCUGGUUAUGGAGAUCCUCUUAACCCCGCUCCACACAUUGUCAUAGAUCCGCCACACAGAAAUGCUGUCGGCACGUAUGGUCUCGAGUCGUCGAUGCAGAAUCUACAUCUUGAUCCAGCGGACAAAAGAUCCGCAACAUCCAGCAGCAGUGGAUCCAGUCCGAGCAGACACAGUCCAGACCAGUCAUGGCCGAAGGGUUCUAGUGACCAAAAGAAUUUGGAUGCUAAAGCCCCAUCAAUUUCUCCAGAAAUCAUGCGUGUUGCGAGUGAACGACACCAGAAGGGUUUGAUGGCACCUUGGGUUUAUCAGCUCCUCUCACUGUGCGAGAUCAAACUGCCCGUUAUCUUGGAAGAUGACACAAAUCGUGAACUGCCAUCGUACAUUGAUCUGUUCCGCCCCAUCAGACAGACUGUGUACUCUGUGCUCUUCAACCUCAACAAACUAAAGAUCAUGCAUGACAACCAGAACAAAGAACGAGGUGACAAUGCGCCACGGUCUUUUGAUGUGCUGGUGAAGGAGUGGGUGGUGCGACGAGGCACCAACAAGCCAGUAUUCGAAGUUGUGAUAGCCAAGCCAGUGGACUGGAAGACGCCCAGUAUUGAGCGCAUGUGGCUGGGCCAGCAGCCAGAUGACAAGAACCGACGUCUACGAGCUUUCCUCACGUGCAUGCAGAGUGACUCCCCCUUGAUGCUGAACACGCAGUAUAUUCCUCAGCACCUUCUCAUAAUGUGCUGCGUCCUCAGAUAUAUUUUACGUUUUGGACGUGUGCUACAGAGACAGGAACUUGAUGCUUUUCUAGCCAUGUCCGUAUCUCCUUUGCUUCACGAUGUACAGACCAUGCAGGAUCUUAAACUUCCCACAAUUCAGACUCGUGGAGCCCAGCUGGCAGCUUUAUUCAUGGCUGGUGUGGAGACGGCUAUAUUUACUAACGAUGUGUGUGGCGCCCCCAUCCCGUGGACCAUGUGUUGUCCGUGGCUGUUCUUUGAUGGAAAGCUGUUCCACUUCAAGCUGCUCAAGGCCAACAACAACACGCCACUCAUUGACAUGUGUGAUGGGCAGGUUGAUCAAGUGAUGCGUGUGGAGAGAAUGCGCCAGGCCAUCAUGGAAAACAUCAGUGUUGAGUUUGCUAAACCUCUGUUGCCAACAGCCUCUCUGUAUUCCAAUUACCCAUAUGGACCGUACCCUGUGCCCCCAGGAGUGUCUUACCGACCUGCGGGUGCUGCUCGGAUGGCCUACCCCAUUCCUGUGCGAGGUGGACGUGGCGGACCACCUGUGCCAGUGGGAAUGGGACCAAAGACACCAGGCAGAGGAAGAGGAAUUCUGGGUAAUUGUCGUUCUCCCGUAGAUCAGCGUGGUGGCCAGUUGGAGGUGGCGGGAGUAGUUGUUGGGAGCUGGGGUCCGAAUUACUCGGCAGCGGAACGUGGCCGUGGCGGACACCCGGGACAAGGUGGCCCUCCAGGACACAACGGAAUGCCUCAGGUGAUGUCGAUGGGACGCCGAGGAAUGGGACCGAGUCGAGGAUUCCUGGCAUCGCGUGGAAUGAGAGGACGUUUACCGCCUAUGUACAGUCUGCGUGGAGGAAUGAGGCCUACCUACACUCGUGGGCGAGGAAUUCGGGCGAUUCGGCGACCCACUCCUAUGAGGCCUCGACAGAAAAUGACCACAACACGCUCACGUCCGACAUUCAAAACAACCAUUACUUCCAAAGGACGUGGUGUUACCGUCGAUGCUUCAGCCAGUGGACUUCCUUUUGUGAGCCAAGAUGUCCGAGUCACAGAAGGCAAAGUUGGAAUCUUUUCUGACGCUGACGAAGCAGCUGUCGGUGCAAUCAACCAUGCAGAGCAGGAUUCUGGUUUCAUUGGAGAUGGGGCCAGCUCUGCUCUGUCGGUUUAAACACUUUUUAAACAAGUACAUAUGAUCCAAGCCUAGACUGUUCUGUUAAAAUUUUUUUUUACAAAAAUGUCGAAAUUAACAGGAAUUUAUGUUUUUCAUAUACAUUAACAUCUGGUGGUUGCAGUACUAUACACAUUUUUUAAAUUAUUCUCCUGAUGGACUGCAGUAUAAAGUAACAUUGGUUCUAACUCUUGCCUUCGUUGGUGCCAACUGAUCAUUAAACUGAGAAAAAAAACAAUCAUUCUGAAAAAUCUUAUUUAAUUCAUUCACCAAUGGUUUUUAUUUUAUUUAUUUGUAAUUUGUACAUUUGGUCAAUUUUAUUUUCACAUCAGAAGACUUUAGGCUUGGAUUUCUUGUUUAAAAUACAAGAAAUGACAGGUGUUACUAAUGAGAUGCCAAUAUUAUUAUGUGAAGUAAUUCAAGUGUGCGGAUACGUACAGACUGGAUUUGACAUUAAUCAAAGAUCGUGAAAUUACAAAACAUCACAACUUAACCAGAGAACAACUGAAGCCAUUAUGACGUUUGUGGAGUUGCCCGUUAACCAUUGCUAUUAACAGACAUAUGAUCAGCGACACAAUUAUUGUUUUCAUUGUGGUAAAGUCUUUCAUAACUGAGACAAAUGGCCUAGCAUGCGAGGAAUACCUUUUGUCCGGGGCUUUUUCUUCCAUUGAAAGCUGUCAUUAAUGAAGUGGCUAUUCAAAUUGAAGAUCGUGAAGAUGCAAUUAUAGCAAUGCACUUUUUGACUAAACAAUUGACUUGCACCUUGUGAAAGGGGGAAAAAAAAACUACAAUAAAACCAUUGUUGAAAGAAGCUUGUGUGCGAAAACAGACGUUACGUUUUCCAAGUUACUUUGAAUACCUCGAGGUGCUACAAGAACAAUUAGCAUUUUCAAGGCAUCCCAUGCCUCUUGCUGUCCUCAGUGCUAACACAUUUUUUGUGGCGUUUUUUGCCCAAUGUAUGCAUUUACACUUUUACAUUUGUUGGACAUGCAUAGAGCCAUGAUGUACAAGCUUGUGGGAUUGCAGUGGCAUCGGUAAUGGGUUUGUAUGUAUGUAUGUAUGUACGUAUGGCCGAUGUUGAUAUAUUUUUGACUCACUUUUAUACAAAGAAAUGUAUUAUUUUUGUACAUUUCGUACUUGUUUUUGUACAAUCUAGGCAAUGUUUAUUACAGAACGAUGAAAGCGUUCAUCACGAAAUUACGACUGUAAGGAUGGGUUGAGUGGGCGAAGCUAUGACCUCCAAAAUAGCUAAGUGAUAUCUCCUGUAAGAUAAGAUUUCAUACUAAAAAUGUUACUGGAAAAAAAAAAAUUAAUUUUUAAAAUAAAAAUUUAAGAUAUCUGUAGGUACUUUUCUAUAAAUCUUGACAUGCUUAUGUUCAUAUAUUUAACAAGAUGUCUCAUCACAAAAAAAAAAAAAUAUUUGGUUAAAAUAAAAUGAAGAUAUAUCCUUAAAUCAUUUGGUUCAUAAUUCAUCUAAAGUAAAACAUAUCUAUCUUUCUGUCGGGAUCACUUCAUUGGAGAGCCAGAAAUGGAUCUGUGACUUAGGCAGAUGUGCUUUGAAUGAAAACAUUUUGCCCCUGCAGGCAAGCUUAAUUAAAUAAAAGUCGAGGCAAAAAGUGACAUGCGUACAUAUAUAAUGUAAUUUUAAAAAAACCAUACUUUAUUUCAAUGAACUGGAGUAGCAGUUCAGUGGGACUAACAAGAAUGGUGGUCCUGAGACAACCAUAAGUUUGAAUUACUGUAAUAUUAUUUUACUUUCAUAUUGUAUAAAAACUGUUCAGUGCUACACCUUGUCCCAGUCGAGAAAUACCGCCAGCUUUUGAGACAUUAAAACUCGGAUCGUUUUUCAGAUAGUAUAAAUAAAAGCUGGAGUUUGAAGCAAUGAUCUUGCUACUUUUUCUCCUCAAUUUACACCUAGGUAAAUCUCUUGAUUAGGAAUGUUUAAAGCAAUUGUCUUUUGUGUUUGUUACUGAACUUGUAAUAUACUAUGCUACGUUGAUAAUAAAUCUAUGAACUAUGUCGUAUUGGGAUAGAGAAUUGAACAGACAUAGAAAAUGAUAAUAGUUGUGGGAUAUGUGACGAUAAAAUUACACAUGAAAUGAAAUGAAGGGGGAGAAAAAAAAGGAGACUGUUACAUUUCCUCCAUAAUAAUUAAGAUGUUGAGAUCGGUUCAUUAAAGCUAUUUUGAACUGAUUUGUGAGUGAUAAAGUAAAUAAAAUGUGGCAAAGGCUUCAGAAUAAAGAACAUUAAUAUUUAAAGUCAACAUUUCUUGGUGUUGAAGAUGAUAAUGCGAGUUAAAAUCUGGAUAUUAUUGAAGCGGAUUUAGGGACAUACGUUUGAGCAUCACACAUAUACAGCCAUGUUGGUCAGGCUUCAAGAAUUAUUUUUCAAAAUAUGUAUGAGAAGGCAUCUACUGCUCGAGAUUUGCUCUGAAUAAUGUUAAGAAUAUGCAGUGAAUAAAAUUUUGCCUUGAUUGGAAAAUUAUUCAGAGAAAUAUUGCAUAGGAAUGCACUUGUGUGAAACAAGUAGAUAAAAAAAAUAAAAUAAUAAGGAUUGUUGUCGAGGCAUUGACAAAAGUUGGACACGUUAGGUGGUUUGGCCCAUUGUUACAAUGAUGGUGAAAUCAAACCCAUUUAUAUAUUUUAACCAACUAUAGAUUCUUUGUAUCAUUGUAAUUCUAUUAUUCAACUUGUUUUUUUGUUUUUUUCUUCACAAUUUUUUUGUGAUGGAAAUAGUCUUGAAUUUUUUCCUAAAUUGAUAGUAUAGUAAACAAGAUAUCACAAACGGUGAAGGUUAAACACUGGGGUAAUAAAUGUUGAAUGAGUUUAAUAACAUCCCUGUUAGAAGAUUUUCGCCCCAUAUCAGUUCACCAUGUUUUAGCUGUAUAAGCUUUUUGUAGAGGCCAGGCUCCAAAUGGGCAGCUAUCUUGUUUCAUCUCGAUCACGUAAAUAACAAAUUGAGUAAGUAAAAAAAAUUUACUAUUGCUUUAAGUACGGUUGGAACAUUAAUAAAAAAACGCCUAUUUCCCCAGUUAGAUAAUGAUGCAUUUCGUAAAGAUUAUAUUGAUAUGAUCAUUUUGAUGGGAAAACAAUUAACACAUUUGUAGAUUUUUGAAAUUAUGAAAAUUGAUUUUGAAAAAUUAAUUGAAUUACUUUGUCCUUGAAAAUUAUUUUAUAGAACAGAUACAAAUAGUGUAAUUUUAUUCAAGCUAAUUUCCUUUCUUUUCCUUUCGUUGUUCAUUUGGAGCCCAUAAUAGUAUUAAAUGUAUCUUUGAGAAUAACUUCUGUAAAAAUCUAGUUAACAAUACUGUACUAGCACAGGAUUUUGUUGUUUGUGUAUUUUUGAAAAGAAGAAAAAAAAGUAAUUUAUGUGGCAUGGAAAUGGGAUGUAUUUUGCACCAGUUAAACUUUUGUAUCGGCUGAAUAAUGUAGCAAAAUGAACAGUUUUGAGAUUAUAAUAAAUGUUUGGUGCAUGAAUUACUGGUCUAUUUGAUUCUACAAAACUAUUAAUCCUAAAUAAAUUCAGAAUCUGCGUUACUACUGUAGCAUUUCAUAAUCUAUUUCUGUGCCACCUUUAUCAUUUAUUGAAUAUAAUUCUCGAUAUUUGUGUGAGUUUUGAUCUUUCAUAUAUCCAUGCUUGCUUUUUUUCUCAUGAAUGUUUUUAAUUAAAAAAUUUGCAGACAAAAAAAACUAUUGCACGUUUUGGAGAGUCCAGUUUAGGUGUAAAUAGAACAUGAAUUAUGUUCUAAGUGCAUGUAUAGCAUUGUUUUUGUAUUCUUGUCUUGAUUUUUUAAAAUCAUAUAUAUAUAGAACCAUACAGUAGUUUGAAUUUGAACAUUGUUCAAUGAAUUAUCUUGUUUUUUGCCUCGAGAAUUUUGUGGAAUUAUGAGAUUUAACAUUUACUUUGAAAACACUUGAUCAGAAUGUUAAAAAAAAAAACGACUUCAUAAACUGGGACCUUGUUUUAUUUUUAUUGUAGCUGCACCAGCACUUAAGUUGCUUAUGGGUAACUUUGAAAAAAGAAAAAAAGUUUUAAAUAAUUAUCCUAUUACUGCAUCUGUUUAUGCUAUUUAUGCAGAUAAAAUAUUUAAACAUUCAAUCUAAUUCUUUAUUUAACCCAAAAAUAUAUAUCUGCAUUUAAUAUUAAUUUUUAUGUGAAAAUUUCAAAGUUUGAAUGUAUUAUUAUUUUUUAUGCAUAUACUUUGGGUUCCCACUUUAACAGAGUACCAUAUGAAUAUUUACUCCUCAACAAAUUUUAAGAGAAAAAAGAUAAUUCUUAAGAGAUAUUUCAACUCUCUUCAUUGCUUAGAAAUGUUUUUUAAUGCUUGAUUUAAAGUAGACCAUGUUGAAAGUUGGGGAGUUUUCUUUAACAUUAUUAAUUGUACACUGGUUACAUAAAGUAACUGGACAUUUAAAAGGAAUUAGUUUUUGAGCAGUAAAUAUGCAUGGCUAAACUUGAGCUUUUUUUUUAGAACUCUAAAAUGAUUGUUAGUUUAGAAAACAAUGUUGUCCGACAAUAAAUUUUGUGUAAGAAAUUGUCACUUUCACCAAACAUUUUGAGGUAUUUUUCACAUUUGUCUUUUAACAUCUCAAUUGUAAGUUAUGGGCAAACUUUUAGCAUUUAAAAAUAUAUACUAAAAUGACGUCAAUUUUGUAUACCCGGUACUGUAGAUUUCGUCUUAUCAGCAUUGCACUGUGAAGACAUAUUUUAGUGUUAUUACAGGCUCUCUCUUGCUUCUAGUAACAAAAUUGUCGUGAGAAGUACAUUUAUUUAUGCUACCAACAAAAUCAUUGCAUAUAGCCAGGGAUGUUUCCUACAAGCAGUUUUUGUCCACGCUUUAAAAAAAAAAAAAAAAUCUUCUCUACGACGGACAUAUUAACAAGUGUGGGGUUUGUCUGAAAAGACUAAAGUGGGAACCCUCAUAAUGGGCAAAACCAAUUCAUUUGUGCAUCCAAAGAACUCGGGAGUGACUUUUUUUGGUUUCUGCAAUACCCCUGGGUACAUAAAUUUAAAUUUAUAAUGGUUUGUAUUCAUGUCGAACAUAAAUGCAAUGUUAUUCAACCUAUUGAAACAAAUUCAAAUAUUUUGUUAGUGGUCUGAGAAUGAAGUUGUUACUAAACUGCUAUAUUAUCUUGGAAGCAGUGAAAUUAUUUCCCCAGGGGUAGCUAUAUAUAUAAAUAUAUAUAUAUAUAUAUAUAUAUAAUAUAUAUAUAUAAAAGCAAGUAGUAGUCACAAUUUGAUUCCAAGGAGUUUAAUGGAAUCUUGGUUUGUCUUCUUGUAACAUUAUUUCACUAUAUUCUAAUGUCUUAUCCAGGUAAUUUUGCAUUAUAUUAUUGAAGUACUUAUAGAUAAUGUACGUAUUAAGGACUAAUUAAUCAUAGUAAGGUAUACAUCUGUGAAUUUACUGAAAUAAUAAAAAUAUAUCUGCAAAAUAUUCAGCUAUAGACUUUAUGGUUUGCAGAUAUAUUUAUUUUGUAAGCAUGUAUCUUUUUUGAAAAGCUUCAUAUAGUUAGAUCUUGAUUAAUAAUAAAGUGUGUGUAAUCAUUAAUAUUGGUAAAUUGUCUGGCCAAGUUGUAAUGAAUAUUCAAGGCAGUAUAUUAUUGGUUAUAAUUAAGAUACUGAAAGUUGUUUACCAUAGCUUAUUAAGAAUAGUAUCGGGUACUGAAAGUUGUCUUCCUUCGCUUGUUAACCAGCCUGUGGGUCUCCAGUGCAUUCAGGUUCAUGUUGAGUACCUAGUUUUUGUUGCAAGUACUUGCUUUCUCCCCCCUCUCUCCCCAUAAGGGAUGAAUAUUAAAUAGGCGACUGAUUGCAGUACAUGUAUAUGAAUGUGAGUGUCUAAAGAAUUAAGUUAUUGAAAGUCUGUUGAAAUUAUUAUAGGCUAUCAAAAUUGAGGCUUGAAUAAAUAUCUAAAGAACGAGUUGAACAGAAAUUGCUGAAGUACCUGAUACACACAAAUUUGGCCGGCAGAUGGGGUGGAAAAGGGUGGGAAUUUAGUAUUCAUUGUUAAAAGAAGAGUGAAUCAUGGGGGCCAGGGAUAAAUUUCAUAGGAAUUGUGUAUACCAGUUUAUGUCAAGUAUACCACACCCACAAACAAUUUCUUGUCUCCAAUCAAAUGAUUGAUUUACCCAUCCCCUGGGUUAGAAUUAAUGAAAAUAGUUCACAAGAUAAUGUGCACUUAUUUUGUUAUUGUUAUUAAGUUUAGAAUAAGACUAGUUUGGUGAAGACUGUUUCAAAUUAUCAAGAGAUAACACAUGUAUUUGUAAAAAUCUAAUCUACUUAGGUUCAUUACAGCUUGGUCAGGCCAUAAUUAUGGGAUAUUUUUAGCUCGUCUUGGUGUUUUUUUUGUCCCUGUAGCAGCCUGAUCUUAUAUUGACAAUGUGAACAAGCUCUUGCAAUAUUUUUGCCCAAGUUUAUUGUAUUGUACUGUGUGAGAGAGUAUUGACAAAGUUUGCAAAUACACCAGGAUCUCCAGUUAAGGUGGAGUUUUAAUAUUAAUAAUCUUCUGGUAAUGUGUAUUUGUCGAUGUUGGUUAUCAUACAUAUUAUAACAAGUUUAUUAACAAGUUCUCACAGGUCAGUGAAGGUUAGCCCAGGGAUGUCGAAAAACAGUGGUACGAUUUCGUCUGUUGUUGAAUAAAUGUUGUUUUGUGGUGA